CACGUCAAAAGCGCGCAUUGUUGAGCGAGAAGCUUAAGGAGGAUUCAUUUUUAGCACAAAUGUUGUGUCGGGGGGGGAGUCAGCCUUGUCUGCAGUAUGUAACAAAACACGCUGAACAUAACAUCCUCGUUCUAAAAUAGCCGAUUUCGCAUUUCGUCAUCAGCUCUAAAUUUGCAGGCAUACGCAUUUUAAGUGACAGCGCGCAACACAACAGGCUGUGUCAUGGAAGUCAGUCUCCGUUUGUCGUCGGGUAAACGCCUCCCAUAGCAUUAUUACGGGAAUAUGCAUAUGACAUAUUCUAGGAGAAAGUACAGCAGGGUGAGUAGUGUCGUUUCUCUCACUGAAAGGAGGUCGCGUGAACGUCUGGCGCGCGUCUGAAAUGACGUUCUCGAGUGCCACGCUCUCCACUGUGGGCGAGGAAGGCAGAGCAGAGCCACAACUCCACUAGGAUUGGACAACGGGCAGUGCAGUGGGGAUUCCUGGGGACUGGUGUCUCUCCUAAAAGAAAACUACGGCUUCAUCACCAAUAAAGCCUAUGGCAGCUUCGGAGAAAACGCUCAUUUACCGGGAAGACACCGAUUCGUAUAAGAACUUGCUUUACAAACGGGACAUGCGCCUGAUAAGCGCACAAGAAGAGUCAAAUUAUGUGGAUCUGAACGACCUGCUGGAACUUAAACUGGAUGAUACCAAAACAGUGAAAGUAACAUUUACUGGAGACUCGAGUCCACUGGAAAUAAUUAAAAGUAUUAGUGGCAUGAGCGAUUCAAAAGGAGAGCAUGAACCUCCCACUGGAAAAAUACGCGAAUCUACUCAAAAUAAAUGCGCACUGGAGGAAUGCGGGGAGAAGUCGAACUCUUUUGAAACAGCAACUUCGGAAACACCUCAAGCUGAUAAGACGGACUGUAUCGAAAAGACGGAGCAAAAGCCUAAAUCACCAAAUUUGGAGACGCAGAGCAUAGGAAACGAUAACAAUGAACAAUACAAUGAAGUUUAUCUGAGCAGCAAAAGUGAAUCGGACGAUGAGGUCACUGUGGUGCUUUCGGAUCACGACACGCGCGAAGACGAGUCCCACUAUAUCACAACCCACGAAAUAGAGCUUUUGGAGUUGGACCAUGAUGUGGAUUACGACUUUGAGACGGGAUCAAGCUGGGAACUCGAGGACGAUCUCCAGGUCUACUCGUUUGUCGAUUAUGCCUCUUUUGACAGUGAUGAAACGAUGGGGGCAAAAGAAGCGUGUGUGAAAAGCAAUCAGGCUAAUACGAGCGGAGCAGUGGUCAGCAGUGAGCCUGAAAGCAAUCUCUGUGACGCGGACAAAUGUGCCAGCUCAGAUGAGGGCCUGUCAAAAAAGCAAAAUACGACAGGGCAGAUUCACCUAUCAAUCAAAGCCACUUCCCGCGCUGUAAAUGAGCUACGCAACAUCCAAGAUCACGAAAAAGACAAAAGUCGCUAUGUUUUGAGAGGAGUGGAUGCAAAGGGCGACAAAGCGUGUGAUAACGCAAAGUGUUUCAUUGCUGUGCCAGGGCGCUUGCACUUUGGCAGCAAAUUGAAAAGCAAAGAUGUGAACGAGUAUUCCAGCGGUGCGUCCAGCGCGGUGAGCGAGCUGGAUGACGCCGAUAAGGAAGUGCGCAAUCUCACUGCCAGGGCGUUCAAAAGUUUGGCGUAUCCAUAUUUCAAUGCCAUCAACUUUAGCACCUCAAGUGAGUCUUCUGCUUCAGAGCAUGGGCUAGGAAUAAACAGCUGGUCGACGUUUGUUGACCUAAAGUAUGGCAAGGGGCGAGAUCAAAACUUGGUCCCGCAUAAGGGCUCCACACCCAAAUUCCAUUUCGCCAAAAAGAGAGACGGUAAGGGGAUAACAGGCUUGACGCUGACCAGCAUGCGAGCGCCCCCCGUCGAGAUAUUUGCUCUGAACGGCAAUUUAGUCGGCCACAAAAACGCAUCGUCCACCACUAAAAAGAUUGAGCUCAUGGGGAAGUUCUCACAGGGGCAAAGUGGCCUCAUAAGACUGACCGAAACGCUCAAUUUUCGAUGCAAUGUCAAAUCCGGCCAGUCUGUAAACGAAAGCGCUGGAGGAUCACGUUCCACAGAUGAAGUUACACACACCUUGCCAAGCGCCCAAGGGAGCGAGGCAAGCAAGCGAUCCUGCAAUGCAGGUGAAACCAUGGAAGACACACACAAGAAAUCCGUAUUCGCUUCGAGUCUCCUCAAAAAUGUAAUUUCUAAGAAAAUGCAGUUCGAGCAAGAGCGCAAAAUGGAGAGGGGCGAGAUAUGCGAGGCGCACCACGCACCCUCUCCGUGCUUCGCGAUGCACGAGCACGAGAAAGCGGCCAAGAAAAAUUCCAAAGGGCUGCAAAGGCAAAGCUCGAAAUUCUCAGAAGCCGAUUCCGACUUCACGAUCGUCAGCGUGGACGAUCUGGGCGACAUAGUAGACGGCAAUUCAAGCGAUGCCAAAGACGACGGGCGCAAUGAGGAGACUUUGACGAGUGCAUCAGAAACCAAUUUAGAGUCGGCGAAUGAUACUAAAAAAGGAGCAUUCGAAGCAUCCAAAAGCACGCUGCUUCGAAGCCAAAAUAGCGCGUUCAGAUCGUGGAGGGACGGCGAGCUAGAGUUUCAAAAGGAACAUAAAAACGUCAAAACUCUUGAGGGGAAACCGCUACGCGAGUGUCCGGGGGAAACCAACUUCUGCGUCGAUUCGGCGAGCGGCAAGCCCACUAAAAUGUCACAUUUAUUUGUGCCAAGCAUACAGCUUCCGUCCUCGGAGAGGGACCUUAGGAAACCACCGCCGAAAGUGAGUUAUUCCACGCGCAAUCGAGGAGAAAGCGGAGCUUUAAAGUGGCGCUCGAACACACUUUAUGUGACAGACGCGACGCGCAGCGCUGUGACAUCGAAGUCGCCCGAAAUCAAAAUAAGUCUGCGGAGUGUACGGGACAACAAAAGCGACCCGUUCAAUAUCGCCAAGCUGCUGACUCCCAAUUUGGGCUGUAAGACAGCUGAGGACACCAGAUGCCAAGCGCUCGCCACGGCUUUCAAGGGUGAGUCCUCUGACAAAGUGCCUCACUUUAUAGUCAGAGACAUUAGAGAGAACAAGGGCAAACUACAGACCCCCAUUCACCAGGUUAGAGACGUGCGUAAAUUGGUUAAGAGCUCGUAUCACUUUGUGUCUUUAGACAACAACGACAACAAAUCUAGCUACUCGACUUCUGAUGGAGAGCAGAAGGCAUUAAAGCAGAGUCCUUAUCUGAACUCAGCCUCUCUUUCACCCAUAGUGAUUAAAUGCCAGUCUGUGAAUACAAAUAGCAAUGUAAAGCAAUCCGGAGAUUUAAUAGACCCCCCCAAGAGACGAUUUCCAGAGGAUAUAGUUGAGGCUGACAGGUCCUCUCCUCACGUUGCUGUAGCCAACAGGCUGCCGAAACAAGAGGUCCCAACCGGAUUAAAGAUUGAGACGAGCACAAGAAAGCAAGAUAAAACAAGCGACGCCAGCGAGAAAAAAACCGAACCCAAGAUGGCCAACCAAGCCGCUUUGGAAAAAUUGCAAGCUGCAGUCAAAACAAUGGAGCAACUGUAUGUUUUUGACAAGAAUGAGUGGAAGAGAAAAAAAGAACCUCGGCCGAUAACAGACAGCCACGUGCUCUCGCUCAUCUCCGGCGAGAAACACACUGUAGAGGAACUGGAAAGCUAUUCCCCUGCGGUUAGUUUGCAAAGGCGAGAUUCAAACUCAAACCUAAUCGAGACGCCCCCUAAAAAAGACGACAAGUCAUCAUCGGCCACUCAAGAGCGAAACGGCCCUAAAGCGCUCACAGGAACGCCAUGUAAGGAUAUAACAAAGAAGCCUGUAACCUCAAAGACGCCACAAACACACGUUGCAUCACCGGCAUCUUUGAGCUUCAAGGCCUUGACACCCAAAUCUCCAAAACUACCCAUUUCCUUGAAGAUAUCUCAUCCGAAGCGCGUGCUAGAAGAGCGGGAGAGGUCGAACGGAAGUGAGACUGAGUUCGCCCCUCUGCAGUUCACUUCCACAGCAGAUUCGGAGAGCUACCUGACCAUACCCGUGAAGCCUCACGCCACGUCCGCAGCCGGGCUGGGCAAAUCCGCUGUUUAUGCAAUCCCACCCGGAGGAGGUAAAACCCAAACGGCCAGUCCGCCGUCUUACCUGGCUCACAGUGACAUCAGAAGCCAUCCGUCACCAAAACGUUCAUCGUUUGUCAUGGAGACACGGUCCUCGGAUACCCCUACCGCCACUAUUUACCACACACCCAUGCCUGUCACGAUGCAAGCUGCUCAGCCUCAACUCAUUUGCUUCUCUCCUUCAGUUCAACCCUCCCCCGUCCCGACAGAUCACUUCCACACGACCCAAAGAAAGAUGCUGCUGGAUCCCACCACUGGAAGCUACUACUUGGUGGACACUCCGGUGCAACCGGCCACCAGGCGUCUGUUUGACCCGGAAACCGGGCAGUAUGUGGACGUCUCCAUGCCACAGCAGCCCCCCAUGACCCCCGUCCCACUUCCGAUAUCCCCUCUCGCCCUCGGCCCGGGAGCUUAUGGCCAUACCUACAUGUUUUACCCGGGAUACAUGCCAACCACGAUGAUCCCCGCACGCACUAUUCAGUCCCAGCUCUCCAUGCAGUCCGAAGCAGAUGAUGGGGAUAAAUCCCAUCCGGACAUGGGACAGCAGGAGGAACGAGCUUACAUGGAGAGCCCUUACUAUAUGCCAUUGGGGAAGUCGUCACAAACAGUCCAUGUGGCUCAACAUGUUCCCACCACCAGCAAGCAGCCCGUCAUCAGCAUCACCUCCCAGCAAGGGCCGAGGAUCAUCGCUCCCCCCUCCUUCGACGGCACCACCAUGAGCUUCGUGGUGGAGCAUCGGUAAAGUCCCGCUCACCUGCAGC
Molecule: messenger RNA, 4883 nt
Organism: Rhinichthys klamathensis goyatoka
Lineage: Eukaryota; Metazoa; Chordata; Actinopteri; Cypriniformes; Leuciscidae
Gene: cunh4orf54
Product: chromosome unknown C4orf54 homolog
Exons: 1
Coding region: 536-4864 (1442 amino acids)
Source: RefSeq, a predicted model, not a curated record